AUGUUCAAUUGCUUUGUUAUGAUUGUUGUGGUUGCCUUCUUACUGCUUUUAAUGUCAAAUGUACAAUCAUCACAAAAUUAUUACUAUUACACUUCACUCAACACAACCGCAAACAACAAACCUCUCUACUACAGUCCCAAUGCUUUCUUGGAACCGUGUGAAAACAACACUACACCCUAUCCUUGUUUUAACAAGAUAACCAUCUUUUCAAGCUUUAUUUUGUUCCCAAAUGAAAAACUUGUUUCGUUUGGACCAAGAGGAUUUGAUAUUUGCCACUAUUAUGCCACACGAAAUAAUUGGAAUGCAACAAAAUGCUACACAGAGCUUUGUACUAAAUCAUCAAAUCCAACAUUCCAAAACUAUUGCAUGUUGUGUAAUGUAGUGAGUAAUGAAUUUAGGAUGAAGAUGUGGAAUGUUACUGAGUGUCCAGCUCCUGACCGAAGAAUUGAUAUGGCCAUGACAAAAUCAUCAGAUUACGAUCAAACCCAAAUUUGUGGCAGUUCGAAAAGUUCUCUUUUACUUCUCUAUCUAAUUCAACAAACAGUUACUAUUUGUUAUUGUGAGGAGGGGGAUUAUUGGGCAUCCAAUUGUGGCUACCUCUCCACAAAGCUUGCUUAUUUCUCCUAUCACUACAUUAUUAUUAUUCUAUCAUUCCUCAUUUCUGUGUUCUCUUUUUCUGUGCUUCUCUUGCCAACCCUAAUUCAGUCGAGACUAUUCAAAAAGGUGAGAGUUUUAAAUCAAAAACUCAAUAAUUUAGUUAGGGUUGCCUUUAAGGGAGACGAGAGAUUGGUUUUAAGUGAUUCUGAAAUUUUCCUGCCCAAGCAAGCAUUUUCUCUCAAGCAUUUCAUAUUCAUGUUAAAUCUACUUAUUCCAUGUACUGCCUUUGGAUACUUUGCAUCUAGAAUAGCUUUAUUCAUAGUGGAAGAUUUCAGCAAUUACAAAAUAAUUUUAGCAAUAGUCUUUUUCCUGAUUACAAUUAGUACAUUUACAAUUUGCAUUUUAUGGAUUAAUUUGAUGGUUAAAGAGUUAAAGAAAAAAACAGAAGAUCAAUUGUUGAUUCCUCUCAGAGUGAUUUAUAUUGUGGGAUUAAUUUUCAUGUUUCUAGUCUUAGCUGCUUAUGUCAUUACAAGAAUACUGGCAUUGAAUAUUGGAUCAGGAACAAUUUUGCUAGUUUUCAUGUCUAUUUUAAUAGUGUUAGGAUUGGCUAUUAUUAUUGCAGGUUUUACUCUCUAUUACAAAGUUACAAGAGUCAAAAAGGAUAACAUUGACUCCUUUGUUUCAAUGAAAUUUACACGAUUCAUAGUUCUCAUUACCACGUCAUUUAUCAUUUUGUGUGUACUAUUGAUAAUAUUUUCAUUAGAAAACUUUGGUGUGAAUUUUAUUCGAGGCGAUUUGGGAUUGGCAAUAGAAUUUGUUAUUGAACUCGUUAUGAUUUGGAUGCUUACUUUGAUAACUUUCUACUUGUAUAAUCAUAACUCUGCUAUGGAUACCUAUGAGUUUCUCUAUUGGCCUAUUGUAGGUCUAUUCAAAAAGAAGAAAACACCUCAACAAGUAGCGAGUAACUAA
Messenger RNA from Naegleria gruberi, 1566 nucleotides. RefSeq lists its product as uncharacterized. The record is from RefSeq and is a predicted model, not a curated record. The transcript has a single exon. NCBI's taxonomy places the organism in Eukaryota, Heterolobosea, Eutetramitea, Acrasida, Naegleriidae. The coding region runs from base 1 to 1566 and encodes 521 amino acids.